Messenger RNA from Sinocyclocheilus grahami, 2262 nucleotides. RefSeq names its product sorting nexin 17 (gene snx17). The record is from RefSeq and is a predicted model, not a curated record. Gene Ontology annotation, biological process: intracellular protein transport; endocytic recycling; signal transduction. Gene Ontology annotation, cellular component: early endosome. Lineage: Eukaryota; Metazoa; Chordata; Actinopteri; Cypriniformes; Cyprinidae. The transcript is spliced from 15 exons. Gene Ontology annotation, molecular function: phosphatidylinositol binding. The coding region runs from base 700 to 2121 and encodes 473 amino acids.
ACUGUUGCAACGCUUCGGGAGAGCGCAGAUACAUAUUGAAUACAUUACAGCAGAGAGGCUUCAUCUAUAGCGCUGGAAGGUUUCGCUACAAUGCAGACGGAUGUGUGUUCUUCUUAACGCCUUAACAAGUUGGAGCACAGUAUCGGUAUCUCGAAAUGCAUGCUGCGACAAACAGUUUCUUCAUUUGUUUCCUCUCCAUACUCGGUCGUAUGUACCAAUGUAGGUAGAAACGGGGGCUGCAGACAGCCGCGGAGCACCUUUACGUGGAGUAAUCUGAAAGUGAAUUGGAUCGUGGGCCUUGCGACGGCACUUUGUGUUUUGCAGACUCGACUCCCACAUUCUUUUACAGUGCGCGAGGAAGCGAGAGGACCGAUUUAGCGAUACAUUGCCGACAAUGAACGUGGAAUUACCUCCAGUUGCAACAUGGCUGCUGCUUAGAUGUUUAUUGGAAAAGUUCAGCCCUGAACAUUAAGAAAGUUUUUAAAAUAAUCCACGUCGCAAGAAAAGAACUUUCCUGUCGUAGCUCUGGACUGGACUGGACUGGACUGGACUACACCGGGAAUCGGAGCGAGUGUAGCUCGCCGUGAUUCAGUUUGGUCCCUGCAUGACAGCAGACCAACACCGAGGGCUUUCCGUGAACACUCUCGCUUUUAACAGCAUCUUCAUCUCGGUCAAAGACUUGUGAUCUUACAGUAGACAAUGCAUUUCUCCAUCCCCGAGACGGAGGUUCGCUCCGAUGAAAAUGGAUCGACUUAUGUGGCUUACAAUAUCCAUGUGAAUGGUGUCUUGCAUUGUCGAGUACGUUACAGCCAACUCCUGGGCCUCCAUGAACAGAUAAAAAAAGAAUAUGGACAUAAUGUGGUGCCAGCUUUUCCACCAAAGAAGAUCUUCACCCUCACACCGGCUGAAGUCGAUCAGAGGAGAGAACAGCUAGAGAAAUACAUGCAAGCUGUGCGUCAGGACCCCAUUCUGGGAUCCAGUGAGAUGUUCAACAGCUUUUUGAGAAAAGCUCAACAGGAGACCCAGCAGAUUCCCACUGAGGAGGUGCAGCUAGAAAUCUACCUGUUCAAUGGCCAGAAGGUCAAAGUCAACAUCCUCACAUCGGACCAGACUGAAGAUGUUCUGGAGGCUGUGGCCUCAAAGCUCGACCUUCCUGAUGAGCUGGUGGGAUAUUUCAGCCUCUUCCUGGUUCAGGAGAGGGGGGAUGGGGGCUGCACGUACGUGAGAAAACUGCAAGAAUUUGAGCUGCCCUACGUGUCCAUCACCAGCCUACAUAGUCCCGACUACCGUAUCGUCCUCCGUAAAAGCUACUGGGACACAGCUUACGACAGUGAUGUCAUGGAUGACCGUGUGGGACUCAACUUGUUAUAUGCUCAGACGGUGUCUGACGUAGAGCGGGGAUGGAUCCUCGUGAACAAAGAGCAGCACAGACAGCUGAAAUCCCUGCAGGAGAAAGGCUCAAAGAAGGAGUUCAUCAGAUUGGCUCAGACUCUGAAGUACUAUGGCUAUAUCAAGUUUGAUCCCUGCAUCACAGAUUUUCCUGAGAAGGGCUGUCAUGUUAUAGUUGGUGCCGGCAACAACGAACUCAACUUUCACGUCAAACUGCCCAGUGAUCAGAUGAAAGAGGGCAGCUUCAAAGUCACACGCAUGAGAUGCUGGCGGGUCACCUCAUCUCAGGUGCCUGUGGCGAACGGUACCGCAAACCCAAGCAGUUCCAGUAAAUGUGACGUGAAACUAGAACUGGCCUUUGAGUACUUGAUGAGCAAAGACCGUCUGCAGUGGGUCACCAUCACCAGUCCACAGGCUAUCAUGAUGAGUAUCUGUCUGCAGUCUAUGGUAGAUGAGCUGAUGGUGAAGAAAUCUGGCGGAAGCAUUAAAAAGCAGAUGCAGAAGAAGCGACUGAACGGCUCGUUCCAGCGCUCUGACAGUCAGCAAGCUGUGAAGUCUCCUCCAUUACUGGAUUCCCCUGAUCCCAGCCGUGAACAAGUAGUCAAACUUUCUACCAAGCUGUCUUCUGUCUCCCUGAGAGGACUUAGUUCUUCCAACUCAGCCAGUGACAUCAGUGGCAAUGAUUUCCAUGGAAACUACGCCUUUGAAGGAAUAGGGGACGAUGACCUGUGAUGGAGUUAUCCUCAAAGACUGGACUAAAGGAGACCGAUUCAUUUAGCAGUUUCUCUGCGAUGAGUGUAGUUUAAUGUGCCCCUAUUAUGCCAUUUUUAAGGUUGCUAAUAUUGUUUUAUGAGUCUCCUAAAACAGGUUUAC